GGUGCCGCCGGUGGGGGCCGCGCCCCCCCGCCCCGCCGCGGCGGUUGCCUUCCCCCCGCCUCCCCCCCGGCGGGGCAGUGAAGGCGAAGGCGGCCAUUAGGUGUCCGCGCCGAUCGCCUGACGGGCCGGCGCGCUCCCCGCCUCCCGCGCGCUCUGUCUGCCUGUGUGUGCGUGUGUGGGCCCGUGUGUGACAGGAGGAGAGGGCGAGCGCGUGACGCCCUCCGCGCUCCGCCCCCACCCGCUCCUGCUGCCGGCGCCGCCACCUCGGCCCGGCGCGGGCGGGCGGUGCAGCCAUGGAGCAGGAGCGCGAGUGCCGGGUGCUCUCCAUCCAGAGCCACGUCGUCCGCGGCUACGUGGGCAACAAGGCGGCUACCUUCCCCUUGCAGGUUUUGGGAUUUGAAGUUGAUACGGUGAACUCUGUCCAGUUUUCAAACCACACAGGUUAUGCCCACUGGAAGGGUCAGGUGUUAAAUUCAGAUGAGCUUCAUGAACUGUACGACGGACUUAAGCUGAACGAGGUCAACCGGUAUGAUUAUGUACUCACAGGAUAUACAAGAGACACAUCGUUUCUUGCAAUGGUGGUGGAUAUUGUCCAGGAGUUGAAGCAACAGAAUUCUAAUCUAGUGUAUGUAUGCGAUCCAGUGAUGGGUGACAAAUGGAAUGGAGAAGGCUCCAUGUAUGUGCCCAAGGAUCUCCUCCCAGUCUACAGGGACAAAGUCGUACCUGUUGCUGAUAUAAUUACUCCUAACCAGUUUGAAGCUGAGUUACUCACGGGCAGGAAGAUUCACACAGAAAAAGACGCUUUAGAGGUAAUGGAUAUGCUCCAUGCCAUGGGACCAGAGACUGUGGUGAUCACAAGCUCAGAUCUACAGGCGCCUCUAGGAAACGACUACCUAAUUGCUCUGGGAAGCCACAGAAAAACUAAAGCAGAUGGUACCAAGAUGACACAAAGAAUUCGAAUGGAGUCUCCUAAGGUGGAUGCUGUCUUUGUUGGAACAGGAGACUUGUUUGCUGCUAUGCUUUUGGCAUGGACACAUAAGCAUCCAAACAAUUUGAAGGUGGCAUGUGAAAAGACUGUGUCAGCCAUGCAACAUGUUCUGCAAAGGACCAUUAAGAGUGCAAAAGCACAAGCUGGAGAAGGAAACAAACCAAACUCAGCCCAGCUGGAACUGAGAAUGGUCCAAAGCAAAAAGGACAUAGAAAACCCAGAGAUCAUAGUGAAAGCCACCGUGUUAUAAAGGCUGUAUGUCUCCAGUAACGCACAAUGUAUUGAUGUCCUCAUUUCUUUCCUGUAAAUUGUAAUAUUUGCCUUAGAUCUGUGACAGAAACCUGACUUUCAUGAAAUAGUGCCCAGCAUAGGCAGAUACCCACUCUCAAACAUAUGUGCUGGCCUUGCUCAGUUUUAAAAACAAAACAGUUAGUGUGUAUUGAAGCAUAUUACCAGGUAUCAAAAUGGCUGUCCAAUUCAGUUAGUCUGUGUAAUUACCCAGGGCAAGAGAGUACAAUGUUCCUGCCUUGCCAAAGACUUUAGAUGUGAAUUUGCUAAUGGAAUGCUUGACUGACUGGAAAAUAUAUUUCAAGAUGGCAUCUAGUGCCAAUGGAGCUGGCUCCAUGCUCCCUUUUCCUGGAGAUAUCUGGUUACCUACUCUGGUAUUCAGUAUCUCAGCUGCUAUGAAACUAAGCAGGGUUAAAACUACACACAAAGUUCUGGUUGUGUGUGGGAGUACUUUGAAGAUGUUUGGCAUAUAAAUUCUCUGAAGUGACCUUGAGGUGUCAUUCAUGUUACUGAUAACUGCUCUUGUUUCUUUUCUAUGAACAGCUGCACAGCUUCAUUUUUUUCAGGUACUGGCUGCUUAUUUCUAAUGUCUGUAGGUGCCCCCAUGAUUUUCUUCCAAAAGCUGCUCCAGAAACAUCUUCAUUAAUAAGAUAAUAUCUUUAUUCAGUAGCACUGAUUAGAAAUUUGUAGUUCUACCUCUGAGGCCAGGCUGAUUCUUUGUUUAGUUUUUAACUAAGGACAAACAUCCUGUAAGUACAAAGGGGAAAGCAGCUCUUACCCUGAAAGCUGGCUACCCUAGUUUGUUCUUCGUGGGUGGAUGUAUUUACAAACUACGUAGGGCACUUCCACUUAACAAUAUAGUGAGCACUAUUGGCAGGCUUACCAAUGAAGCAAUGUGGUAAAAGUAAUUUUUUUAGUUUAGUAAGGUUUAGUAAGUUACAUAUGUUUGCCAAACGCAGUGAAACAUACAAAAUUAAUUUGUUCAUAAUGUAAGUCUCUGCAGCCUAUGCUGAUUAGAGAUGACAGAAAUGCAUUCUUAUUAAUGCAUCUUUAUUUCCGAAUUCUGCUUCAUAAGGCUUCAAAAUGGGAUUCUUAAUAAUUUCAGCAUUCUAUACAUCACAGCUACAUAUUAUACCAGUAGGGCAGAUAUGCUGACAGGUACUGACCACUCGUACUUCCAUGUGAUUUCUGUAUGGUACUGAGGUUCUUGCUUCUCCUAAGGUGAGGUCUAGUCUGUUGUUAAAUCCAAAUUAAGUUGAUGAGCUUUAUUUGUGUCAGACAGCAUAGGGAGAUUAAAAUUGCAUUUCUACUUGCAGUGACAUGAAGCAAAUUUGCAUUAGAGGAAAGGGCUGAGUUUUUCUUGGUUACCUGAGUAUGCCCAGGAAACUCAGUCUUGGGUAUCUCCCAGAUACCUCUCCUGCAUCUUCCUCAUCACACCUGCCUAACUGAUAGUGUCACUUGUAUAGCUUGGGAGUCCCGAGGACAGCUGGUUUGGAGAUUGCUUUGGCCACUGAAGUCUUCACUUAUCCCACCAUUUUUGUGGAUUUUCUGCCAUUGUAAAAGUUAAUUGGGUUCACCUAAUAGAAGACUAAUUUAUCCUUGAAGUGAAUUUUUAGCUGAAUAGAUUUUUUUCAUAGAGUAAGAUUUCAUAAUUAAUACAUUUCUGAAAUCCCUCAUUUUCAGUAUCUCUGAAGCAAAUGAAAUUUAAGAGAUGAACACAUUUUGCAGUAAAUGUAACAGGCAAACCUCAGGCUUUCACUCUCAACAGCUAAUAAUAAUUUUAUUUCCUCUCAUGCAUUUGGCAUUAAAAAUGGAAAAAAAAAAAUCAUAUGACUUGAGAAUGUCAAGGGGGGAAAAAAAAACCAAACCAGAAAUGACCUACAAAAUGUGACUCUACUGCCACAGUUUUUAGUAACCACUGCCAUGAAAUAACUUUCUAGCAAUAAUAAUUUUGGUGAUGUGAAGAGUUGCUAAAAUUAGCAGUCAGUAACAGAGAUGAGCUCGUGGCUGAUAUCCAACAUGUAAAAAGACAAGAACUGUCUUUAACAGUGUGUAUAAAUACCUGAUGGGAAGCAGUGAAGAAGGAGCCAGACUCUUCUCAGUGGUGCCCAACGAAAGGAUAACAAGCAAUGGGCACAAAUUGAAAUACAGGAAAUUCCAUUUAAACAUUAAAAAAACUUAAUUCACUGUGAGGGUGAUCAAACACUGGCACAGAUUGCUUAGAGAGGUUGUGGUGUCUCCAUCCUUGGAGAUACUCAAAACCUGACUGAACAUGGCCCUGAGCAACCUGCUGUAUUUGACCCUGCUUAUGCAGUGGGGUUGGACUACACGAUCUCCAGAGGUCCCUUCCAACCUCAACCAUUUUGUGAUUCUGUGAAAUACAAUGAAUUGCCUUUCUUGGCAGUGCUGUAUUUUUAAAUUGAUGCAAAUAUUUUUUUCUUCCUGAGACACAAACUUCCAGACAGGCUAGGAAAUAGCUCAGUAUUAAUAAUUUGCCCCUCUUUUAGGUAAGCUGCUUUUUGCUUGGGCAGUUGUGCCAGAAAUACAAUUGCCUUUUUUGAGAUAGUUGCUUUCAGCAAAAAUACUUAAAUACUGUAGCUGGUGAUGCAUUUCAACAGUCGAACACAAAAGUAUUUUAACUGUUUCUAGCAUUGAUUAAAGAAGCGUUGCAUGCUAUAUUCCAAACAGAAGUGUGAUUCUAUGAGCUGCUAUGGGUCACAUACAAAAAUAUUCAGGUGGCUGAGCUUUGAGACCUCUACUGGUUCCCUCAGAUUGCCAAGAACUAGAUGAAUCCCAGGAGCAGUUCACAUGCAGUAAAUGGCGUUUGAUUUCUACGGUCCCAUGGCUCCAGCACAGAUCUUAGCUGGGUCUGGAACUGGCUUCUGGUACACUGUCUCCUAUAGCCAGGGCUGUGGAUUGCCCAGCACCCCCUGCACCAGCCCUAGCUUCAUUGCCCGUCACGUAACAUGGCCUGGCUCGGGAGCUGCGUGGGGCCAAAUUGAGAGCCAUAUGGUGGCCAUCACUGCACUAGUGCAGUGCAAAAUUGAGGUUCUUCAAUUCUUCACAUCAGAGGAUCAACAGGAGAGAGAAGCUCAAAAUUGACCUUUUAAAUUUUUUUUAAGCAGCAAUAACAGUCAAAAUUUGCUGUCAAAGAAACCCUACCUGUUGUAAGCAUGUACUACAGAAAAGUCCUUUUAGUAAGUGUUAGACAGCACAAUUUUUUUUUUUGCUUUCACAAGGGAAUUGAGAGAAAGGCAAGGGCUGGUCUCUCUGAAAUAAAGCAGCUUGGAAUUUAGGAAACUUAAAGCUAUCUUGCAAACAAGGUUUUAUCUGUAAACCAUAAUGAACCAUGAUCUUACCAUAAAAAAGAAAGCGAUACAUUUGUUGGAGCAGCUUAUAUCUUUCAGGUGUGAUCUUUUCCCACUGCUUCAAAGAAUGGAUCAGUUCAGUAAUUCACAGCUUCCUUAGAAUCUGUGACAUACCCUUGUUAAAAAAAAAAAAAAAAGCAUGAUGAUACAUACUAAUGUGCUUAAUUUGCAAAAGUUCAUAUUUUGCAGUAGCUAGAUUCUGUAGCAAUGGGCUGCUAGCUGCUUCUGCUUAAGUCCCCAGGGAGUUGCUCAUGUGAUACCUGUUUUAAACUCCUACUGACCUGAUCUAAAUUAGGUCAGGUUUAUGUCUUCAGUGAAGAAUUGGGCUUAACAUCUCUUGCCAGGAACAAACAUCAGAAAUUAUCUGUAAAUAUAUUCUGUAGCUAAUGUUUUGUAGUCACAACUGGCUAACAGGUAUUUUUAAACGUCAAGGUAUACACACUUAAUACUUGGAUGCUUUUUUAUUUGUUCGGUUACACAGCACUUUUUCAUAAUGUUUGCAGAACAAAAUUCAAAGACUCAGCACAGUUCUGUCCAAUCUUUUACUCCCUCCUCUCCUCCUGCAUAUAAUAAUCUGUAUCUGUUUCUGCAUUCCUACUGUCUUUCUGGUGCAGCUGCCCACUACUUAUUUAAGGGCUCGGAGGAGACUUAUCAGGGUUGUCUGAUCCACUUGCAGAUCCUUAGGUAAAGAAAAAUGGUUAGUCUAAACUAGUUUAGGUCCCAAUUGGUUACAGAAGAACAAGCACUUUAGCCCAGAGAGUGGAGUCAAUAACUAAUGGAUAAUCUUCCAUGACCGUCCUAACCGCAUACAAGGUGUCUGUAACCCAUUAGUCCAGCAUUCACCAGUUAGGGACUGCUGAUUUCAUUGCCACACGUAUGCCCACGUGUAUGUGUGAAGUUAGCAGCAAAGGACCCUUCUAAUGGUGAAGUAUAUGUACGCAUAGGAACGGUGAAUCCUUUGUGUUUGUGUCCAGUCGACUUCGGCACUGUUCAUUCUUUUCACUUACUGGAAGUAACUUCUGCUGGAUCCCUUUUUUCUGGAAUGAACUUUCCAGUGUAUGUGGUCAGCCAUUUUGAUUACUGCAAGUGCACUCAUUUGUGGAGCUGUGGUGCAGGAGAGACCAAAAGUUUUUUAGAAAUGAUCUACUCUAUUCUGGGCCCGGAUUAGUCUCUAAAUGCUUAAAAUUGACAUGUACCUCUUUGGGAGACAUGCAUAAAGACAUGCUAAAAUCAAUGCUAUUCAUACUCUAUAUAAACAUUUAAGAAAUCUGCAGUAUGAAUUGUUAACAUUAAUGUUUGUUUGCUGAUUUUUAUCAUAAGCAGGAGAAAUCUAUAAUCAAUGUGUUAUACAAAAGAAUCGGAGGACCAAGGUUUCUAGCUAUUCAUACUACCUUUUUGAGUAUCUUAACUGUGUCUUGAUUGGUGUUAAUUUGUUGUCUGAGACUGUUACGGUGAUUGUAUUGAUUCAUUUUAAAAUAUGUGGCAAGGAAGAUUGUAAUAAAAGCAUCUACAUUUAAUAUACCAUGCACACACAAAUUGUUAGAUCCUAUUUUUGAAUAUGUUAAUCAUUUCAGAAUUAAACAGAACAAGAACAGUUUGAUAGUCUUGCUGAAUAAAGUGGAUGUAAUUAAAGGUUUCCUUAGUUAUAUCCUAGUAUAGAGAAAGGGUAGUUAAAAGAAAGAGUGCACAUUUGUGCACUGUAAUCAUCUCAUUGUAAGAUAGUAGGUAUAUGGAAGUGAGUAACAUCCUUGUUGUCUUAAUAUUUUAUUUUUUCUUUAAAGAAGUUUCAUGGGAAGACAACUGUUGGCAUUCUGCACCGCUGUUCUUGUAUGCGUCUUACUUGCAUGUGUAGGACCUCUCUGUGUUGUGCUCUUUGUUCCUGCAUACAAGGUGAGAAGAGGGGCUUGGAAUAAGAACCACAGCUCAUUUUGAGGUCUGUUUCUUGCGCAGCAUUUAGCUGCACUCCCCUUCACAGAAUUUUUAUCUUACUGCGUAGGUUAGAGCAUACAAGACUAUAUAGAAGGAAGCAAUUGUUCCUGCGUGUCAGAACAAGGGCUUCUGUCAGCACUCUACAGUGUCUCUGCUAUGGGAGUAUUUUGCAAGAGGAAGAGAGCAGGUAUCCAGUUUAAUGAGAGCACUGGUUGUUGGAGAAGGUGCUAUGUCAUUAUGCUGAUGCCCACUGGAGAAGUUUGGCUUAUGUUUAUACUAAACAAAACCACCUGUCCUGAGUAAAGGUCCUUGCCCAUUUAAAGAGUACUUUUAGAAGCUGACAUAAGUGUUAUAAAUUUUGGUCACUCUGAAACCAAAAUAUUUCUUCAUAAAUGGAAGCACAACCCCUUCUUCUACAUCCCAUUGCAGCCUUAUUGGCUCAUUGACUAGUCAUUGAACUCCUGUUAGAAUCACAGGAUAAGAUUAUUCAGAGAGCUGUUCUUCAUGGAAGACAUUUGCUUCUCUAAGUGAGAGCCUACUGCUGAACAGUUUUGUAGCUUUCUAAAACAUAUCCAUUAAAGAUGCAUAUCAGUCAUGGAAACUGAGCUUUGAGAUGUUCAGUUGCAACCCUGAAAAUAGCUCUCCUCUUUUAAAUAAAUGAGGAAAACAGCGAGUUUAUACAUGCAUGCAGGAGCAGAUUUAAGGUAAAUCCACGAGGUUCAGUCAGAAACUGGAGGAGUGUGCCCUAAGCGCCUGGCCAAGGGUGUUGAAUGCAGAAUGCAAGGGAGCUGCUAUUGCCAGCACGAUUUUUCAGGAGAGCCCAAGCUAGUUCUCACAUUUUCCAGAAGGGAAGAAUGCGGUUUGGUUUUCAACAGCCUAGAAAGAUCCCGUCUGCUUCACCAGGAAACUCAGUGCCAGGUGACAGCCCCAGCGCCACCAGCCACCAGUUUGGUGCUUUUACUGCACCAGCAGCAAUGGACCUCAAGGCAAAUGGGAUGUUCCCAAGUAUGCUCCUAAAUAAGCAUGCGUUCCUGACUUAGUGCCUCCACAGUGCAAAUAACAGUAAUAAAUCCACAAUUUGCAAAGAAGUGAAUAAGGCAGCACAUUAUUCAGAUAGAGAAAACCAGCAAUAUGAGAAGGCUGUGCCAUAUGUUACCGCUGAAAUCAUAUGUACUCCUUACCUAUUGCCCUUGUGGUUGCAUUGCUAUUUAGAAAAAUCUGUGCGUAGAAGAGUGUAAUAUAUGUACUCUGUGUGUGUGUGUGUGUGUGUGUGUUGAAGCUUUAUUUGCAAUGUGGUGGGGUGGGAAACAGAAUUUGGGGGCUGGCUGUGUAGGCCUUCAGGAUGUGAGCAGAAGGUCUUAAAGAAUUAUAUUUUUAUAGAUUGUGCUGAAGCUUUGGGUCCCAGCCACACAUAGCCUUUUCUUCCAGAAAAGUAAAAUGGUUUGGAAAGACAGUCAGGUGGCUGUAAUAUAGUAGGGAUAGUACAACCCCACCAGCCCUGGACAAACAGAAUAACUUAAUAAAAGAUGCCUUUUUAAGUAAUAUUUUUUUAGUGCUGAAUUGUUAAACAAAUAAAUAUUUAUGAGCAAACUUUCUAUGUACUUAAAGUUUGUGUGGUGCUUUGUACUGACUAGGUGGACCUGUUAUAUGUUUACACAUCUUAAUGAUUGUCCUUGAGGUGUAUGUAGUAAUUCAAUGACUUUUAUGUCAGAAAAACAGUGAAGUUCUGUGUAGUAGCAAAUGAUUUAAUUUCUACUGAAACUGUAGGCUUUUGUAGUGUUUGUGUAUUUUUCUGGUUGGCAGUUAUGAGUUGUAUUCUUUCUGCAGUAAGGCUUGUACGCUUGAUUGUAGAGAGAGGCAAUAGGAUGGUAGAUACCAUUGUUUAAAAAGAAAACCCUAAAUAUUGCUACCUUAUCCAUUAUAAAAUCAGGUAAGUUGUGGCAUAAGCCUGAAAUUUAGAUUUUGCAUUGGAAUAAAGUGUCAAAUACAUCUAGGGCAGGUUAAAAAUAGGCGAGGGAUUUAUUUAUUUAGUUAAAUAAGACUGGGGGAUCUUACAAGUGCUUAAUGGCAACAUAUAAAUGGACAAGCCAAGAGACUGGAACAAAACUAGCUCGUUCACAUUUUUGAACAUUUUAUGAACGUGGCUGAGCUAACUUAAUAGCUUGUGCUCAAUGUGUGCAACAGAGAGAUGAGUAGGCUAAAUGGGAGGAAGUAAAGAUUUUUUCCCUGGAGUUUGUCAGUUGUAAUAAUGUGAAGAAUUUUAGUGGGGUGAUCUGAAUUUAAGUUCAUAAAUAUAUUAGCUUUCAGAAGAGUUGAGUUACCAACAAAAUCCCAUUCAGUCAAAAGGCAAGCUGUUAGCAUGUUUGAAAAUAGGAGUGUGAUUUUUUCAUCUUGCUAUACUUACUUGAGUCUUUGUUUCUUAUGGCUGGGAGACCAGGGCUAAACCACAGCCGUCCAUAUAUAUGUAUAUAUUUAUUUUUGGGUUGUCAUUUGGGGGCUCUCUAGAAAGUGCAAGGGUCUGCAACAUGAGUGAGUUCGCGGAGUAUGGCCCUCUGCUGAAUGUUGUGCUCCUACUGCAACAGUUGGUGAUCUGGAAAAACUGAGCAUCAUUUAUUAUGUCUCUUUUAAGAAACAUGGCAACAUCCUCACCACACUUCUGAAUAAAUCACUACUGCAAAAAGUAGAGGAGAAUUUAUCAGAAGUUUUCUUCUCAAGAGUUCCUGAGUUCUGGAUAUGUUAAAAGAGAAGUACUUCUGCUUUGCUGAGUUAGCAAGAAAAAUAUCACCGAGAUUAAUAAUGCAUUGUUGAGGAGAGAGGCGACGGAAGGGAACAGCUAUGUUUUGCAUGCUUCGCUGUGCCUGGCUUUUCCUCCCCUGGGAAUCUGUGGGUGCAAUAUACCCGUGGUGGUGGCAAAGCGACUGUUUUGCCUGCACCCAGCCUUGGGGGAAACGCAGAGGAAUUAUUCUAAGCAGGUGGGAGAUGAGGUCUAUGUGAAGUUGUUGGGCUGUUCAUUUUGAAGUGCCGUACCAAAGCUCUGGUUUAGCACAACUCUGUAUGCACUUUAAAGAGUGUGAUGAACAGCACACUGGUUUCCUGGCUGCAGUGUAAGGGGACAGGGUAUUCAUUCUCCUCCCCGUUUUAGGAACCUAGUUUAGCCAUGUCAUUUCCCUAGACUUCAUCUAUGGGCCAUGGAGAACAAGAGACUCUAAAAGUUAAUUAUUCAGAUGAUUUAGGCUAGGCUCUUGUUCUUUGGAAAAGAAAGGUAGAGAAUUAUCAGCUGCUAUGAUAGAUCUAACUUGUCCAGCUCAGCUACACCAUAAAGCUGUGCCCUAACCUCCCUCUCCCACCACUUGUGCUGGCCCUGGUACUUUCCUGUCCCCCCGUAAUGAGUGAAGUGAAGGAGCUAAAACCAAUGGGGAAUUUAUCCAGCCAAAACCCCUGAAGUUUUCAUCUUUAGUUCCCUUAACCUUCUCAUCCUGGAAACAGCUAAGCGCUUGUGCUGCUGCUAGGGAGGGGUUGGGAAGGUGCAGCUGGACAACAUGGGGGAGAAUGGGGUUGCCUCUUUUCCUGGCAGUGAGAUGCUGCGUGAGCAGAACCUGAUUGCAAAGCUGCACUGUUAGUGGUAAAGAAAAGUCUUUGUCAGCUAAGUACUUGGUAGAAAAGGUGCAGAUUUAGUAAUCCGAGUUUGGUGUUCUCGAUCCAGUCCAUCCCCUGUAUGGCAAAAACAUUAUAGUACUAAAAGAUUUUGUUUGAAUUCUCAAUGAUCUGUGUGAUACUUAUGCCUAGCAGAGUAGAAAAUAGCCAAGAAUAAAGCAGUUAUCUACCUGGGGAACAUAGUUGGAAGAUCCAGGUGGAGAAAGUUUCAAUUCUGCUUUCACAGCAGUUGAAUGGUGUCAGAAUUGUCCAGGUCUGUCUCUUUUCCUUACCAUCCCCUUUAAGUAAGGAAGCAAUUGCAUAAAUAAGUAAGUAAAUAAGUAAGGGAAGUUACUUGGGAAUUUAAGUGGCAUUAGUAUUUAUUUUUGCCUACAGAUUUUAAAUCUUACCACACCAAAGGUCUCUAGUUCAUAAGGGAUUUUCAGAAGAUGCCUUGCCAAGUGAUGUGAUGCAGCCUGUCACAGCUGGUUUGGAGCACAGCAAGCUUCUUGUGAUACGCCUUGUGACAAAUGGCAUUGGGAUACCACCUGCGGACAGGUACUCCCGUCCUGUGGCCUGCAUUUAGUACAGCACGUGUAUUCAUGUGCCUAAUAUGCACUAUAUGUGGAUACAUGCCUUGCUAGGGAAGAAAACUGUAGGGCUUGUUGCUGGAGAUGCUAUGGUGGAAGGAAACACUGGAGAAUUUAGCACCAUCCAAUGAUGUCAUUUGCUGUUGGUGAUUGUUAGUGCAAUGUAUCCCUUUCGGUAUUGUUUUCUUUCUGGAAGAUGUGAGAGUGACAGCCUAUAUGCCAUUUUAACAUGCUUUUAGCUGGCUGAAUGGGAAAUACAAAUCAAGAUUGUUAAAAAUGGAGGGGAGGGAUAGCCAUGAAUUUGCCUAAGAUCUAAGUGAGUAGAGAAAAUUUGAGAUUUAUCUCUAAUUCAGAAAUAAUUCAAUAUUGACCAAAUGCGUGCCAUGCCUUCAACGGGGAGUAGCAUCUGGAAGAGGCCAAUAUUUAGGGUUUUUGCCCAAAGCACAUUUAGUCCUGCUCUACUGUUUAGUGAAAACGCCCAGUGCAGAUGCCACCAGAGCCUCAUCUCGUGGAGUAACGCUGUAAUAAAGAAUGUGAUUUUCUUGUGAAAGUCUUAACCUCUUCUUAUGAAAAUAACACACAACUCAGUAUUUUCAUGGUGUAUAAGUGAAAUGUAAUUUUUUUUUUCAAUAAAAUACAUUUCCUUUCCUAAA
Molecule: messenger RNA, 11449 nt
Organism: Aquila chrysaetos chrysaetos
Lineage: Eukaryota; Metazoa; Chordata; Aves; Accipitriformes; Accipitridae
Gene: PDXK
Product: pyridoxal kinase
Exons: 11
Coding region: 294-1238 (314 amino acids)
Biological process (GO): pyridoxal 5'-phosphate salvage
Cellular component (GO): cytosol
Molecular function (GO): pyridoxal kinase activity
Source: RefSeq, a predicted model, not a curated record